This is a messenger RNA of Anguilla anguilla (European eel), 3644 nucleotides long. It is a transcript of the gene smarca1, whose product is annotated as SWI/SNF related, matrix associated, actin dependent regulator of chromatin, subfamily a, member 1. The coding region runs from base 1 to 3069 and encodes 1022 amino acids. The record is from RefSeq and is a predicted model, not a curated record. Gene Ontology annotation, molecular function: ATP-dependent chromatin remodeler activity; nucleosome binding; ATP hydrolysis activity. NCBI's taxonomy places the organism in Eukaryota, Metazoa, Chordata, Actinopteri, Anguilliformes, Anguillidae. Gene Ontology annotation, cellular component: chromatin; nucleus. The transcript has 24 exons. Gene Ontology annotation, biological process: regulation of transcription by RNA polymerase II; nucleosome organization.
AUGUCCGAUGAAGAGGUCCCGUCCACCUCCCGGGAACCUGAACACGAAUCGGAAGAGAAGGAGGAUCUUCCGUUCGUGCUCAAGCCGCCCCCCAAGGCAGCAACCAAGGUGGAAGGAGAAGUCGACCCAGAGUAUGAGGAAAAAAGGAAAACGGAUCGGGCGAACAGGUUCGAGUUUCUGCUGAAGCAGACGGAGCUGUUCGCCCACUUCAUCCAGCCCGCGUCCCACAAGUCUCCCACGUCUCCGCUGAAGGUCAAGCUGGGGCGCCCUCGCGUGAAGCAGAAUGAGAAACAGAACCUUCUGUCCGUCGGAGAUAACCGCCACCGACGUACCGAGCAAGAGGAAGAUGAGGAGCUGUUGUCUGAGAGCAGGAAGGCUGCUAAUGUCCUGGUUCGAUUUGAGGAGUCACCAUCCUAUGUGAAAAACGGAGCGCUGAGAGAUUACCAAAUUCGAGGGCUCAACUGGAUGAUCUCCCUCUACGAAAACGGCAUUAAUGGAAUCCUCGCCGACGAAAUGGGUUUGGGGAAGACCCUUCAGACCAUCGCCCUCCUGGGGUAUCUGAAGCACUACCGGAACAUUCCGGGGCCUCACAUGGUCCUGGUCCCCAAGUCGACGCUGCACAACUGGAUGAACGAGUUCAAGCGCUGGGUGCCGUCCCUCAAAGCCGUCUGUCUCAUUGGAGACAAAGACGCCAGAGCGGCCUUUAUCCGGGACGUCAUGAUGCCCGGCGAGUGGGACGUGUGCGUCACGUCUUACGAGAUGGUCAUCAGAGAGAAGUGCGUCUUCAAGAAGUUCAACUGGAGAUACCUGGUCAUAGACGAAGCUCACAGGAUCAAAAACGAGAAGUCCAAGUUGUCUGAAAUUGUCCGCGAGUUUAAGACCACCAACCGGCUCCUGCUGACAGGAACCCCGCUGCAGAACAAUCUCCACGAGCUGUGGUCCCUGCUCAACUUCCUCCUGCCGGACGUCUUCAACUCCGCAAACGACUUUGAUUCGUGGUUUGACACAAACAACUGUCUGGGGGACCAGAAGCUGGUGGAGCGCCUGCACGCGGUGCUGAGGCCCUUCCUGCUCCGCCGCAUUAAAGCCGACGUGGAGAAGAGCCUGCCGCCCAAAAAAGAGGUCAAGAUAUACCUGGGGCUCAGCAAAAUGCAGCGAGAAUGGUACACAAAGAUACUGAUGAAGGACAUUGACAUUCUCAACUCGGCUGGGAAGAUGGACAAGAUGCGGCUGCUGAACAUCUUGAUGCAGCUUCGGAAGUGCUGCAACCACCCAUAUCUCUUCGAUGGGGCGGAGCCCGGCCCCCCCUACACCACCGACACGCACCUGGUCACCAACAGUGGCAAAAUGGUUGCCCUGGACAAACUGCUCCCCAAAGUCAAGGAGCAAGGGUCCAGAGUGCUCAUCUUCAGCCAGAUGACCCGAGUCCUGGACAUCUUGGAGGAUUACUGCAUGUGGAGAGGCUAUGAGUACUGUCGUCUGGAUGGGAACACCCCCCAUGAAGCCAGAGAGCAAGCGAUAGACACCUACAACGCUCCGAACAGCACCAAGUUCAUCUUUAUGCUGAGCACCCGAGCAGGAGGUCUCGGCAUCAAUCUGGCAACCGCCGACGUCGUCAUCCUGUAUGAUUCUGACUGGAACCCGCAAGUAGACCUGCAGGCGAUGGAUCGCGCCCACCGGAUUGGCCAGAAGAAAACCGUACGCGUGUUUCGCCUGAUCACCGACAACACGGUCGAAGAGAGGAUUGUGGAGCGGGCCGAAAUGAAACUGCGAUUGGACUCCAUCGUUAUUCAGCAAGGGAGGCUGAUUGACCAGCAGUCCAGCAAGCUCGCCAAGGACGAGAUGCUGCAGAUGAUCCGCCAUGGCGCCACGCACGUCUUCGCCUCCAAGGACAGCGAGCUGACGGAUGAGGACAUCAACACCAUCCUGGAGAGGGGUGCGAAGAAGACCGCCGAGAUGAACGAACGGCUGCAGAAGCUGGGAGAAAGUUCUCUGAGGAACUUCACGGUGGACACCGGCACCGUGGAAACCAGCCUCUACAAUUUUGAAGGCGAGGACUACAGGGAAAAGCAGAAGCUCAGCAUGAUGGAAUGGAUCGAGCCUCCCAAAAGGGAGAGGAAAGCCAAUUACGCGGUGGACGCGUAUUUCAGAGAAGCCCUGCGAGUCAGCGAGCCCAGGGCUCCGAAGGCGCCGCGUCCCCCGAAGCAGCCCAACAUCCAGGACUUCCAGUUCUUCCCCCCGCGCCUGUUCGAGCUGCUGGAGAUGGAGAUCCUGCACUACAGGAAGACCAUUGGCUACAAGGUUCCCCGGACCCCCGACAUCCCCAACGCGGCGCAGGUGCAGAAGGAGGAGCAGAGGAAGAUCGACGAGGCGGAGCCCCUCUCUCCCGAAGAGACGGAGGAGAAGGAGAAGCUCCUCACACAGGGGUUCACAAGCUGGAACAAGCGUGACUUCAAUCAGUUCAUAAAAGCCAAUGAGAAAUAUGGCCGGGACGACAUCGACAACAUCGCCCGCGAAGUAGAAGGGAAGAGCCCGGAAGAAGUCAUAGAAUAUUCCGCUGUUUUCUGGGAGAGGUGCAAUGAGCUCCAGGACAUUGAGAAGAUCAUGGCUCAGAUUGAGCGCGGUGAAGCUCGAAUCCAGAGGAGAAUCAGCAUCAAGAAAGCUCUGGACGUCAAGAUCGCACGUUACAAGGCCCCGUUUCACCAGCUGCGAAUACAGUACGGCACCAGCAAAGGGAAGAACUACACCGAGGAGGAGGACCGCUUCCUGAUCUGCAUGCUGCACAAGAUGGGCUUCGACAAGGAGAACGUGUACGAGGAGCUGCGCCAGUGCGUGCGCAACGCGCCCCAGUUCCGAUUCGACUGGUUCAUAAAGUCCCGCACCGCCAUGGAGCUUCAGAGACGCUGCAACACGCUCAUCUCGCUGAUCGAGAAGGAGAACAUGGAGAUCGAGGAGAAGGAGCGCGCCGAGAAAAAGAAGAGGGCCCCAAAAUCUCAAACGGUGCAGAAAAGGAAGGCGGACGCCUCUUCGGAGUCGGCGGGACGCAAGGACAAGAAAGUGAAGACCUGAAGGGGGGUCCCCAUGCUCCGCGUUACCAUCACCAGUCAAACGACCAGCUUUCAUGCCAAAUGCGUUACGUUUCAGUAUAGACCCGUGGUGCGAAUUGUGGUGGAAAUGAGUUGCUACUUAUGAUUCUAACUCCAUUUUAUAAUACUUUGGUUGCAAUUGUUCGAUGCACUUUGAAACUUUAUAAUUAGUGUCCGUUGAAUGGUUUUUAUUGUCCCAUGUCCUGUUAGGGUUAGCAUGCUAAGACGAGGGCCUUUGUAUGCCUGUGUUUUUACUCUUUUUUGACAUAUCAGAAAUGGCUUGGAAGCUAUAUGCUAGAGGAAUUAUGUUUUGGGGCAGAGGGGGUGGGGUGGUUUUGGAUUUAUCAGUUGUCCUUUGAUUGUUAUGUAUAUAGCCCAUUGCUUUGCACAUACCUUUAGCACUUUCCUUUACUUAAAAAAGUGCAUUUUACUGAUGCAGUCCAGCUAUUUUCCAUAUAUAUAUUUUAAACUCUCAAAUGUGGUUUAGUGUUUCAUUUGUUGUAAUGAUCAGUUCAGUAUUAUUAAACAAACAUAAAAGUUUGUGGUGUUCUCACAGUG